GUGCAGCUGAUAUCGUCGUAUUUAAUGUACCCCUUUGCGCUGGCCAUGGGCGUCACGCCAGAAGAUUGCAGGCGGGUCGCAAUGCUAUGUGGGUACCGGCUUGGCAGCUCUAUCCUUAUUGCCUUCCUUAAGGUACGCCCCGUGUCCAGGCUUCAUCAAAUUUUAACACGCACUUUCGUGAAUUCAUUUACCCAAAUUUUUAAAAAUCCUGUAUAUUUACUUUACUUUUUUUCCCCGUGUAUUUCUGGGGAUGGUGGCAAAAUUUUGGGAUGACAAAUCGACCCACUUCCAGUAAACCUUUCAAAGUUGAAAAAAAUUAUCGCAAAAGUGUUUGGGUGCGCAAUAUAUUCUUAUGCUUUUUCUGAAAUGGUUGGUGAAAUAUAUCUGAAGUGUAAAAGCUGAUGGGACAUGAGAAAAGUAAUAUAUUAAAAAAUAAUUAAAAUGCAUCAUAUAAAUGGAUUUGUACCAAAAACUUUGUUUUUAAGCGUUGUUUAACUAACUUGCACUUUCGUGAAAUCUAUUUCCCUUUUUUUUAAUAAUUAUGCAUUUAAAAAAUUAUCCGUAUUAUUAAAACUUAUUGAUUUAAAUAUUUUUCUUAAGCAGUAUUUUUAUUGAUUAAAAAAAUACAAUAUAUCUUUUGAUCAUGCAUCCUUCAUUAUAUUAUAAAGAGUAAUAUUUAUUAUUACCAAAAGUUGAAGAUCUAUUGUUGGUUGAACCUCCCUCGCUGUGUUUCGCCAGUUCGUUGAACUUAAGAACAACAGGUUGAAAUAUGUCGACUACAUGUUAAAGACGGGCGGAAACGGCACGAUGACUACGUGAACGAUGACGUCAUCCUCGACCAGUGGGGAGUAACGCUUCCGUUUGGAUUCAUCUCAGUAAGCUUC
Messenger RNA from Lymnaea stagnalis (great pond snail), 884 nucleotides. The record is from the annotation of a GenBank genome assembly. Lineage: Eukaryota; Metazoa; Mollusca; Gastropoda; Lymnaeidae.